This is a messenger RNA of Paraglomus occultum, 1404 nucleotides long. NCBI's taxonomy places the organism in Eukaryota, Fungi, Glomeromycota, Glomeromycetes, Paraglomerales, Paraglomeraceae. The record is from the annotation of a GenBank genome assembly.
AUGUCUCUUCUGGAAGAUUACCCGCCGAGUCUUUUGCCUGAAAACUACCAGACUUUGAAGGAACGGGCGAUCGACUGGGCACUUGCCAACGGUCUUAUAAUUCGCCCGACUGCUGAAGUAGCUUUACCUCAAAACGUAUCUGCAAUUCAUGCGCCAGUCGCGUUGUUCCCGUCGCUCAUACCGAGAGAGGCUUUCGAGCAGGCUGUGAAUUUGCAACCGAUAUUUAAUAAACUGUAUCAUAACAUGUCUCUAGAUGAUGCGUUUAUUAAUAGUAUUAUACGAGAGGUUUCUAAAGUUGAUGAUUUUAUCAAGAGACUGUACGAUAUUUAUUUAAAAACGAAGGACAACGUUCAGCCAAUCGUCUUUUGUAUUCACAGAUCAGAUUACCUCCUCCACAUGGAUGAAGGAGAUGUGAAACCCAAGAUAUUACAAGUCGAGUUUAACACAAUUGCCGCAUCCUUCUCGAGUUUAUCAGCGCAGACAGGGAAAUUGCACAAGUAUCUCAUGGAAUUUACGGGCUAUUUUGACGCAGAUGCGCGAUUAAACGCGGAAUCUUUGCCGGAAAAUGCGUCGUGGACUAGUUUACCAAAAGGCAUUGCAAAAGCUCAUGAGCUUUAUGGAUCUUCAAAAGCGGUUGUUAUGAUGGUCGUUCAACCAGGAGAACGUAAUGCUUUUGAUCAACGUUGGAUAGAGUAUAACUUAUUACAGAAUCAUAAGGUUCAUCUUAUUCGCAAAACACUCGCUGAAGUUUCUGAACAGGCAAGUGUGGAUCCAACGACCGGUUCGCUCACCAUUGCUGGUAACGAAAUAUCUGUCGUGUAUUACCGAGCUGGAUAUUCUCCGGAUGAUUAUCCGACGGAACAGCAAUGGCAAGCACGACUUUUAAUCGAAAAAUCUAAAGCUAUCAAAUGCCCGACGGUUGCCUAUCAAUUAGUCGGUACGAAAAAGGCACAACAGGAAAUAGCUAAACCUGGUAUGAUUCAACGAUACAUAUCUGACCCAAUACAAGUGAAGAAAUUAUAUGCCAGCUUUGCGGAACUGUAUCCUCUUGAUGCUACUCCAGAAGGAGAGGCAGCUACUAAGCUUGCACUCGAGAAGCCAGAACGCUUUGUGAUGAAACCUCAGCGGGAAGGAGGAGGCAACAAUAUAUAUACGAAAGAUAUUCCUUCUACACUUGCUCGGCUAUCUGUCUCAGAGAGAUCUUCAUAUAUACUAAUGGAACUCAUCAAACCACCCCCAAUGAAAAAUACGAUAUUGCGUGAAGGAGAACUUAUAAGUGGUUAUAUGGCAUCAGAGCUCGGUAUCUAUGGUAUAUUUAUUGCCACACAAGACGGAAAGGUGUUAGUCAAUGAGCCAGCAGGUCAUUUGUUGAGAACCAAAAGUGCUGAUACGAAUGAAGGAGGA